Molecule: messenger RNA, 3523 nt
Organism: Aplysia californica (California sea hare)
Lineage: Eukaryota; Metazoa; Mollusca; Gastropoda; Aplysiida; Aplysiidae
Product: eukaryotic translation initiation factor 2A
Exons: 17
Coding region: 36-1772 (578 amino acids)
Biological process (GO): translational initiation
Cellular component (GO): cytosolic small ribosomal subunit
Molecular function (GO): protein binding; translation initiation factor activity; ribosome binding
Source: RefSeq, a predicted model, not a curated record
UGUGGACAGGAAAAUCACUCUCGUUGUCUACAAUCAUGGCGUCUCCCAUAUACCUGAGAGGUGCCCAAGGCCUGUGGACUAUAGAUGGUGCCAAAUUCAGUGCAGAUGCCACAGCACAGAUUGACCCGAGCAACUCGUGCAAGUGUAUGGUCUUCUCAGACGAUGGCUCUCUCUUUGCUUGGUGCAACGCUGACAGCGCGUUCAUUCUGGAUACCAGAACCAUGGAAGUCGUGCAUGACUUGGGUCUCCCGAAAGUGGUGGCCAUGAAGUUCUCGCCCAAAGGCACGGUGUUGGCGACGUGGAAUAACUAUGCAGUGACCCGAGACAACGCACAGGGAAGCCCCAACCUGCGUUUGUACGACGUCAAGUCGGGAACCCUGAAGAAAGCUCUCAUGCAGAAGAAACAGAUCAACUGGGAUCCGGAGUGGAGCACUGAUGAGAAGAUUUGUGUGAGGAAUGUUAACAAUGAGUUGCAGUUCUACGAAAACAACGACUUUGAUACUAUUGCUAACAAACUCCACCUGCAGAAAGUGUCCUCGUUUGGUUUGGCUCAAAGUUCUUCCCCGUGUGCUGUCGCUGCGUAUGUGCCAGGGACUAAGGGCCAGCCAUCCUUCGUGAGACUGUACCGCUAUCCCAACUUUGCUGGCAUGCAGUCCACCCUGGCGAACAAGAGCUUCUUCAAAGCUGACAGAGUCCACUUUUACUGGAACAAACCAGGCCAGAGCCUCAUCGUGUUGACCUCUACAGAAAGCUCGGAGAGUUCCUACUACGGUGACCAAGGUCUGCACUUCCUCAGCACCAAGGGAGAGAGCUGUCUGGUGCCUAUGCAAAAAGAAGGACCAGUGUACCAUGUGGAGUGGGCGCCGAACAGUCAAGAGUUUGUUGUCGUCCAUGGUUAUAUGCCUGCCAAGACGACAAUCUACAGCCUGAAGUGUGAGCCCGUCUUUGACUUCGGCACGGGGCCCAGGAAUGUGUGCGCCUUCAACCCACAGGGAAAUAUCCUGUGCCUGGCUGGCUUUGGCAAUCUGGCCGGGAACCUGGAGUUCUGGGACGUGAAGCAGCGGCGACAGAUCAGCAAGACCCAGGCGGCAGACACCACCCACUUUGAGUGGUCACCUGACGGCCAGCACAUGCUGACCUCGACCACCGCUCCACGCCUGCGGGUGGGCAAUGGCUAUCGCAUCUGGCACUACACGGGCACUCUAAUGCUGCAGACGUUCACCACCGACCACGCCGAGCUGUGGCAGGCCAAGUGGCGACCCUCGGCUCCACCGCCCGCCGACUUCUCCAUCAGCAGCCGUCCGGUGGCCACAGAAGUGGUUGAACAGCCCAAAGCUAAAGCAGCGGCGUACCGUCCCCCCCACGCCAGGAACCAGGGCGCUGCGACUGUUGCCACCAAACCUCUGCAGGAGUACGAGCCUCCGUCCAACGCCAAGGCUCAGGGCGGGGACAAAGCCAUGAGCAAGAACCGCAAGAAGAAGGAGGCAAAGAAAGCCAAGGCUGCUCAGGAGGCCAGCAACCCCAAGUCCGGCGGUGAGUCAGAGUCUGGCUCGGCUCCCGCAGGGGGCGCUGCCUCGGCCCCGGUGAACGUGGUCAGCACAGGCGACCUGGACAAAGACAAGAAGAUCCGCAAUUUGAAAAAGAAAGUCCAGCAGAUUGAGAAUCUGAAGGAGCAGCAAGCUUCAGGAAAACAGUUGGAAAAGAAUCAGUUGGAAAAAAUCAAGACCCUGGACUCCAUAUUAAGUGAAAUUGAGGAUCUGGAACUCAGCUGACAUGGACAUCUUGGGAAAUAAUUAGUUUUGGAAAUGUGAAAAUUAACACAUCCGCAAAUGUAUCAUCGAUGUCCGACUCAAAACGUGUAUGCGCGUGAGCAUUGAUUUUCAUAAAAGAGGGGGGGAAACUUAGUUUUGUAAUUAUUUUUUGGGUUGGGUUAUUUUUAUCCACCAAGAUUGCUCAAAAUAUAGUUCCAAGUGUUUUUUUGUUGUUGUUUUUUUAAAAACAUGUAAUAGUAUAACCAAUUGUAAAUAUGGUUGUGAAUUAACGUAAUGUGAGAUGGAAAAAAAGUACCUGACCUAAUUUGGCGGACACACGUUUAGAGUCGUACACCGAGGAUUUCGUGUUUGUACAUAUGUACAUGUUCAGAGGAUGGUGGCUGAUCAUUAUAUAUCUUGUUGUUAUUUUUCCUUCAAUACCGGACCCUCAACCCCCACACCUCACCCCCCUGCCUCCCACUCCACCCCUUAGAAGAAAUAAAUACCACCACCACCACCUUGGUACACCUUGUUAACUAGGUGUCUUGUUAAUUUUUUACUUUGUGUCAAACUCAUAUUUGGGCAUUAUGAGAGGCAAAUGUUGAUUGGUAAGCAUUUUCAUAUAUAUCGGAUCUAUUUUAUAAUUCUUGCAAAACACAUAUUUGAGCACUAUAUGAGAGCCAUAUGUUGUUUGGUAAGCAUUGAAAUAUAGGAUCAAUUUUAUAAUUCUUGUAAAACACAUAUUUGAGCACUGUGAGAGACAAAUGUUGUUUGGUAAGCAUUGUAAUAUUAGAUCAAUUUUAUAAUUCUUGUAAAACACAUAUUUGAGCACUAUAUGAGAGCCAUAUGUUGUUUGGUAUGUUGUUUGGUAAGCAUUGUAAUAUUAGAUCAAUUUUAUAAUUCUUGUAAAACACAUAUUUGAGCACUAUAUGAGAGCCAUAUGUUGUUUGGUAAGCAUUGUAAUAUUAGAUCAAUUUUAUAAUUCUUGUAAAACACAUAUUUGAGCACUGUGAGAGACAAAUGUUGUUUGGUAAGCAUUGUCAUAUAAGGUCUAUUUUAAGUGAGGCACGCUUUCCAUUUAUAAUUGUUUGAAAUUUGAAUUUGUUCUCCUGAUAUAAGUUGUGAAGGACCCUGGUGAGAACUGGCAAUGCUAAAUUUAGCAGAAUGAACUGUUCUGAUUUAAUGACAAGAUCUGUAAUCAUUUUAAGUUCCUUUUCUUGAACUGUUUCGGUAGGACAGUUUUCUUUCUUUGCAUGCCUCAUGUGUGCCUUUGUUUUUCUGUGAUUCCUUUAAACGACUAGUCUUAAUAAUAAUAGAUAGAUAGCAUUUGUAUAGCGCAAAUCCCCGCUCAACUGCAAGCUCUAUGCGCUUAACCAUCUGUACUAGUAUUGUUAGAUUUGAGUCAUUGUUGUCCGGGCAGUGUGUGGUACAAGGUAGCUGCUCUUUUAGUUUCUCAGUUCUUGAGUUAAGACGUUUCCCGGACUCACUCUGUGAUGAAUUGUUGUCAUGCCUAGCGAUGGCUGUUUUAUUUUACUUUGGGUUUUGUUUUUAAUGUUUUAAAAAUGAAAAAGCAGCACUGGGUGUGUUUUUGUGUGUGUGUGAUAGCUCAUGGAUCUUUUGUUAAAAUUAUUGUUCGGCUUGUUUUUAGAUGAUCUAUGAUCAACUGCCAGUUCCUGUAAUGACUGGGUUUUUUUAGAAGACCGUAGUCUUAAUUUUUGUUGAAUGAGAGAAUAAAAAUACAAAGAUGUAAUGUCAUCUCUAAUUAUAAAUUA